CUCUGUGCUCAUCAACUCAAAGCUUCCCCUCUCUCAUUUGUAAGUUCUUGAGGUUUCAGGAGACCUAGAAGUUUCAGAAGAUGUCUUGCGGUGGAAGCUGCAACUGCGGUUCGAGCUGCGGCUGCGGCGGCGGAUGCGGGAAGAUGUACCCUGACUUGGCCGAGAAGAGCGCCGCCGCCGCCCCGGCGACGGCGACCAUGGUCCUCGGUGUUGCACCUGAGAAGGGGGGCCUCGAGGAGGGUGCCGAGAAGGCCGCGGAGUCCGGGGAGACCGGCCAUGGCUGCAGCUGCGGCUCCGGCUGCAAGUGCAGCCCCUGCAACUGCUGAUGGACAAGGUGAUCUGUGUUCAUACUCUUCAGCCUGUAUGUGUGUGUGUGACUGUGUGAGUAAAUAAGGAGCCGUCCAGAGUUCAAGACACCCAGUGUGAUCUGACCAUGUGAGUAUCAUGUAUGAACAAGAGUGAAACACAUUGUGAUGGUGUGAAAUGUGGAUUGUGUGUGUGAUUGGGGAACCGUGUGGCUACCAAGCUUCUGUUCAUCCAAUCGUUGUGCUGUCCAGUGGAAUAUAAGCCGAUUUCCUUGUGCA
Panicum hallii is the source of this 584-nucleotide messenger RNA. RefSeq names its product metallothionein-like protein 4B. Gene Ontology annotation, molecular function: metal ion binding. The record is from RefSeq and is a predicted model, not a curated record. NCBI's taxonomy places the organism in Eukaryota, Viridiplantae, Streptophyta, Magnoliopsida, Poales, Poaceae. The coding region runs from base 81 to 326 and encodes 81 amino acids. The transcript has 3 exons.